AUGUCCGGCCUCACAAUCCAUCACCUCCGCCUCUCUCAAUCCGAGAGAAUCACCUGGCUCUGCGAGGAGCUCGAGAUCCCCUACACUCUGAAAUGCUACAACCGCCAACCGCCCACUCUCCAAGCCCCAGAUGAGUACCGCAAGCUCCACUGGUCCGGCACUGCCCCCAUCAUUGAAGACAACGGCGUCGCCUUAGGCGAAACCAUGGCCAUCAUCGAAUACAUCCUGGCCAAAUACGGAAAGGGCCGUCUAGUUCUAUCCCCAGACCACUCCAAGUAUGCAGACUACGUCUUCUGGCUGCACCGGGCACAGGGAUCGACAAUGCCAUCCUUCAUGGGGAUGCUGUUCAGUCGGAUGCGCGGUACCCCAUCCGAAGAGGACUUUGUCUACAAGAUGUCGGAAUCGCGGGUGAAAGCCACCUGUGAGGCGAUGGAGCAGCAACUAGCCAAGAACACAUAUUUGGCUGGAGAGGAGUUCACCGCGGCAGACUGCGUGUCUGUCUUCCAUCUGACGACGCUGCGGCUGUUUAUUCCCUACAGCCUUGAGGAGUAUCCUCAUAUUGUGCGCUACUUGGAGCGUAUCGGACAGCGUCCGGCGUACAAGAGGGCUAUGGAGAAGGGUGAUCCUGAUCUGGUGCCUUUGUUGGCGGCGGCUGCGCCUGCUAAGUCGCUGCUGUGA
This is a messenger RNA of Aspergillus luchuensis, 678 nucleotides long. RefSeq names its product glutathione S-transferase family protein. The record is from RefSeq and is a predicted model, not a curated record. The coding region runs from base 1 to 678 and encodes 225 amino acids. The transcript has a single exon. Lineage: Eukaryota; Fungi; Ascomycota; Eurotiomycetes; Eurotiales; Aspergillaceae.